AAAGCGAUGCUGUGAUUGGCUUCUGGAAGACUUGUAGCGAAUCAACGUUGGCUUUACUGAGGGUGGAAGCUGCUGUUUCGCAUUUCGAUUUGAAAAUAUGUCGCUGACUCGGGGCAUCGGCAAAAACGAGUACAUGCAGAAAAGGAUACCCAGAAAUGAAAAGUAUGCCCAUAUCAAAACCAGGCUGGACACAGGAUCGAGCAAAACAAAGUACAUGGAAAGACUGGAGGAGCUGAGAAAAAACUACAGGUAUCGAAAAGGCGAAAUCUUCAAGAGAUUAAAGGUGACGACCUUUGCUCAGCUGGUACUUCAGGUGGCUUCUGUUUCAGAUGGGGAUCAAAGCGAGGUCAAUGAUGAAUCAAUCAACACCCAACAAGACGGUCUGUCAGUCAUCUCUGAGGCAGACCUGGAGUGUGAGUCUGAGCGGGUCAACGGCUUGUCGCUAGAGCUGCCUCUGUCGCAACAACACAACGCAGGAGACCGCAGGGAUGGCUGCCACACCGCCAGGUCAACGCUCCUCAGCGUUAUCAGCGGCGUUGGAGAGCUGAACGUGGAAAGGCCCCGUCAGAGGACGGCAGAGUCCGUGUCCAGCCUCUCCUAUGUCGACACGCCCUACCCGGACUGCCCCUACCUGCUGCUGGACGUACGCGACCGCGACCAGUACGACCACUGCCACAUCAUCAGUGCUCACAGUUUUCCCAUCGCCACGCUGUCUCGAACUAUGAAUCCCUACACCAAGGAAGUGCUGGAAUAUAAAAAUGCUCUGGGGAAAAUCAUCAUCGUCUACGAUGAUGAUGAGAGAAUAGCCAGCCUGGCGGCUACCACCAUGUGUGAGCGGGGCUUCGAAAAUCUCUUCAUGCUGUGUGGGGGUCUCAAGGUAAUCGCCCAGAAGUUUCCAAGCGGAAUGACAACCGGCUCCUUUCCAGAGUCGUGCUUGUCCGCUUCCAAAUCCUCCAAGGCGAGGAAAUCAUCUGUGCUCCGGCAAUCAGCGCAGGAGGUCGAGAAACGCUGGAGGUUUACGUUGGAUGAGCUGGAAAAGAUCCAGGAGCAGAUGGAGGAGUUGAUCAUCUCCAAUUACUCAACCAGUCAGCUGUCCAGUCGCACGAUAUCCAGCAGCGGCCGGUCCACGGCCUCCAGCCAUCAGAGUUCCUCCGCAGCAGAGAAAAAGAGCUCCAGAGUUCAGAACAGCAGACCCUGGAAAUGACCCUCCACCUCUCUGCCCCGCCUCUCAUCCUCAAACAACAAGCAUACCUCCAUCAGAAAGCCUCCUCAAGAUUUGUGUUGCUGCUUCUGGCUGCAGUGAGCAAACCACUUCCAAGAGGCUCCAUUGGCUUCCAAUGUUGCUGCUUUGUUUUUUUCAUCACUGCUGCUCAUUUUAUCCACAAAUAAAUGAGCUCUUUUGCAA
This is a messenger RNA of Poeciliopsis prolifica (blackstripe livebearer), 1405 nucleotides long. RefSeq names its product centrosomal protein 41 (gene cep41). The coding region runs from base 98 to 1204 and encodes 368 amino acids. Lineage: Eukaryota; Metazoa; Chordata; Actinopteri; Cyprinodontiformes; Poeciliidae. The record is from RefSeq and is a predicted model, not a curated record. Gene Ontology annotation, cellular component: ciliary basal body. Gene Ontology annotation, biological process: protein polyglutamylation; cilium assembly. The transcript is spliced from 11 exons.